UUGUUUGUUUUAAAUGGCUGCAGGUGAACGUGAUUGCUGAGCGGCUUGUGUGUCUCCUCCCGCGCCAGCAUGUCCUUGACGUCCCCGGCUUGGGCUGUGCGCUGGAUCCGCUGGCCUUUGCGGGACCUGUAGUCUAUACAUGGUGUGUGGAUAGCCUUCCCUUCUCCCAGAGGCCCACCAGGUGUUAGGCCCAGCCAGACGUCGGACUGCGGAGAGGCCGAAGAUGCCACGUGUAGUUCUGGACACGACCCUCAGGACGCCCUUAGGCGAAGCCUGAUCCGUGGACAAGACUUUUGCCAACCAUGGCAUCUGGAGACGACAAUCCCAUCUUUGAAGAUGAUGAAAGCAUGGAAAAAAUGACAGAUCUUGUAGCUGUGUGGGAUGUGGCCUUGAGCGAUGGAAUCCACAAGAUUGAAUUCGAACACGGGACAACAUCAGGAAAGCGAGUAGUGUACGUAGAUGGGAAGGAAAAGAUAAGAAAAGAAUGGAUGUUUAAAUUGGUGGGCAAAGAAACGUUCACAGUUGGAGCCGCAGAGACCAAAGCCACCAUAAACAUUGACGCUGUCACUGGAUUUGCUUAUGAAUAUACUCUAGAAAUUAAUGGGAAGAGCCUCAAGAAGUACAUGGAAAACAGAUCAAAGACCACCAACACAUGGGUGCUGCACUUGGAUGGUCAAGACUUCCGAGUUGUUCUGGAAAAAGACACUAUGGAUGUCUGGUGCAAUGGAAAGCAAAUGGAAACAGCAGGUGAGUUUGUGGACGACGGGACGGAAACGCAUUUCAGCCUUGGGAAGCACGACUGUUACAUAAAAGCGGUGAGCAGCGGGAAGCGGAGAGAGGGCAUUGUCCACACCCUCGUGGUGGACAACAGAGAAAUCCCAGAGACUCCUGAGUGAUUUCUCUUCAUAAAUUGUAGUCUGAAGAAGUCACGGUCAGGACUUUUUAAGGACUGUGGUAGUAAUUAAAUUUAUGUUCCACAGGUACUUGGUACAUUUAGUCUGCAGUGUUUCCUUUUUUUUUUAAUUUUCCAAGUCAUUUGAAACUAAUAUCCCAAGGGUCAGGAAAAAAAAUUAUGUGUAAUCAUAGCAAUUACAAUUUAUUUUUUAAAUAAUGUGAUGUGUUUUAAAGCCAAACGGAAAACAAAGCAGACCACAAUCACUAGAGGUUCACAAAUAGUUUUAUUAUAAUAAACUGUGAAAUAAAAUUGGCGUCUUUGCCUGUGUUCCUGCAGAUGGGUACAGGUUCUGGUGAGUCACCUGCGCUCUCUGAUCGAGAGCAGUUGGUUCCUGAACUGGGGAAAAUAAGACAUAUUUUCUGUCUGGAAGCAUAUCAA
This is a messenger RNA of Dipodomys spectabilis (banner-tailed kangaroo rat), 1333 nucleotides long. It is a transcript of the gene Faim, whose product is annotated as Fas apoptotic inhibitory molecule. The record is from RefSeq and is a predicted model, not a curated record. The coding region runs from base 303 to 896 and encodes 197 amino acids. The transcript is spliced from 6 exons. Lineage: Eukaryota; Metazoa; Chordata; Mammalia; Rodentia; Heteromyidae. Gene Ontology annotation, biological process: canonical NF-kappaB signal transduction; positive regulation of neurogenesis; negative regulation of extrinsic apoptotic signaling pathway via death domain receptors.